AUAAAAUCCCCACAUUGCCCCUUCCAUCAAACUCUGUCCUCUGCUACACUUCAAACACGCACUCACUCUCUCUCCCAUUAUGGGAGAUAAUAACAAUACGACGUCGUUUUCACUUCCACCCGGUACCCGAUUUUACCCUUCUGAUCAACUACUCAUUUCCUACUAUUUAUCUUCAAAAAACCGUUCCGAUCAUCGCAAUGACUUUGGAAUUAACCUGAUUCAAGAAAUUGAUUUCUACAAUUAUGACCCGUUUAACUUACCGGAUUCUGCCUGUUUUCGGUACGGACGAGGUGGUCAGAAAAGGCACUGGUUUUGUUUUGUGGCUGCUAGGGUUUUGAAGAGGAGAGCUGGUACUGGUAGUGGUGGUGGUUAUUGGAAGAAAAAAAGAGGUAGAGUUAAGGAUGUGGUGGGUGAGGGUGCAGGGAAAGUUGUGGUGGGUACGCGUAAAACUUUUGGUUUUUAUUUAGGGGAUUGUGGUAGUAAGAGUGGUGUGAAGACUGAUUGGUUGAUGUACGAGUACGCCUUAGCUGGUCAUCCUAUGGCAUCUUUUGUUCUAUGCCGAGUAUUCAUCAAAUCUCGUCAUGAAAAUAACUUGUCAAAGCAUGUAUUUAGUUCUUAUGGUGAACAACAAAUUGUUGCCACAGUACGCCACGUAGGUAUUCAAUAUGAUGGAACUGCUGCAUCAGCUACUGAGUCUAAAAUGCAUGAUGAACAUACUAUUGACCAGGAGAAUGAUGUCUCGGAGUUACCUAGUACUGACUUAAAUGGUCAAGCUCUUACAGAACAUGGUGCCGAGCAGAUUGGUCUUGAGAGUGACGGACCUCCAGUUCUCAAUGGCUUUUCUGCUCAGGAACUGAUGGCCAUUUCAGAAGGUGAUUUUAUAGAGCUGGAUGACAUUCUAUGCCCGCUUUCGGGCAUUAGCUAAAAGCAAAAAAAAAUCAACACUCCCAAAAAUCCAACAACAAUAUUUAGCAAGUUCAAUCAACAACAAUCCGAGCAAGUAGCAUCAAUAACAAUCCUGAGCAAGUACAAAUGUACAAA
Lycium ferocissimum is the source of this 1041-nucleotide messenger RNA. RefSeq names its product NAC domain-containing protein 68-like. The coding region runs from base 80 to 925 and encodes 281 amino acids. Gene Ontology annotation, molecular function: DNA binding. The record is from RefSeq and is a predicted model, not a curated record. NCBI's taxonomy places the organism in Eukaryota, Viridiplantae, Streptophyta, Magnoliopsida, Solanales, Solanaceae. The transcript has 3 exons. Gene Ontology annotation, biological process: regulation of DNA-templated transcription.